AUGGAGAGGAAAUGCAUCAUUUCCAUGCUUUGUGCAUUCCUGAUCGCCGGCUUUGCAACUCCUGUCGCUCCGGCGAUUGACAAACGGCCGGUGGCAGUAGAAAGGUGGUGCGAAAAGCUCCCUCAUGCAAAGGAAAAGUUGACCAAACUUCACUUCUUCUUUCACGACGUUGUGAGUGGCAAAAAUGAGACGGUGGUCCGGGUGGCAGAAUCCAAAGCCACUGCCAAAUCACCCACCGUCUUCGGCGCUGUGUUUAUCAUGGAUGAUCCGCUGACAGAGGGACCCGAACCCAGUUCAAAGAUAGUGGGUCGAGCUCAAGGAAUAUAUAGUUCGGCUUCAAUGGAGGAGAUUGGUUUUUUAAUGACCCUAAAUUUUGUGUUCACAAAUGGCCAGUACAAUGGCAGCAGUCUUAGUGUGCUUGGGUACAAUCCGAUUUUCAAAAAGUACCGGGAGAUGCCGAUUCUUGGUGGCUCCGGCCACUUCCGCCUUGCACGGGGUAUUGCCACUGCCAAAACUUACCGGCUUAGUGCUUCCGGCGACGCCAUUGUGGAAUACCAUGUCAUGGUCUUGCAUUAUUGA
Molecule: messenger RNA, 579 nt
Organism: Fraxinus pennsylvanica
Lineage: Eukaryota; Viridiplantae; Streptophyta; Magnoliopsida; Lamiales; Oleaceae
Source: the annotation of a GenBank genome assembly